CUGUUGCGUUGUUCGGGACGGUGAACGACGAGACCGAUCUGUCUGGAAAUUUGUCUCGUGGUAGUCUCAAACAAAUUCUUAAUUAUAGCUGUUUUAUUUACGAUUUACGAGCCAAUCCUAUCAAAUUUUGACUCACGCCACUCUUAGUUUCUCGAAAUAGGUCGUACAGGAGAAUGGCAGCAACUGAGGUGAAUGGUAGUUCUGCCCCAGCAAAAGAAGACGACGAACCUAUGGAUGUUACAGCAACGCACACAGAGCAUUAUGAGACACUCAUUAAUGCCGGACUUCCACAAAAAGUGGCUGAAAGUCUUGAUAACAUCUUCCAGACAGGUUUGGUAGCAUAUGUUGACCUGGAUGAAAGGGCCAUUGAUGCCCUGCGUGAGUUCAAUGAGGAAGCAGCACUUACUGUGCUGCAGCAAUUCAAAGAGAGUGAUCUGUCUCAUGUGCAGAAUAAAAGUGCUUUUCUCUGUGGAGUCAUGAAGACUUUCCGACAAAGAGAAAAACAAGGAAGUAAAGUACAAGAUUCCAACAAGGGCCCAGAUGAGGCAAAAAUAAAGACUCUGUUGGACCGGACAGGGUACACACUAGAUGUGACGACAGGGCAGAGAAAAUAUGGUGGCCCCCCGCCUGAGAAUAUGUUUAAAGGAGCACAGCCAGGAAUUGGAACUGAGGUGUUUGUUGGAAAAAUUCCAAGAGACUUGUACGAAGACGAGCUGGUACCACUCUUUGAAUCUGCCGGUCCCAUCUGGGACCUGAGGUUAAUGAUGGAUCCUCUUACUGGUCAGAAUCGAGGUUACGCCUUUAUUACAUUCUGCAGUAAAGAGGAUGCACAGAAGGCCGUGAAGCUUUGUGAUAACCAUGAAAUCCGCGCUGGCAAGUACUUGGGAGUUUGUAUAUCUGUUGCAAACAAUCGACUAUUUGUUGGCUCAAUUCCAAAGAAUAAGACUAGGGAAAGCAUACUGGAAGAUUUUGGCAAAGUUACGGAGGGUCUUCAAGAAGUAAUUUUGUACCAUCAGCCUGAUGAUAAGAAGAAGAACCGUGGUUUCUGUUUCCUGGAAUAUGAGGAUCACAAGUCUGCAGCACAGGCCCGGCGUCGUCUAAUGAGUGGCAAGGUGAAGGUGUGGGGGAACCCAGUCACUGUAGAGUGGGCUGACCCUGUUGCUGAACCAGACCCAGAAGUGAUGGCCAAGGUUAAAGUGCUCUUUGUAAGGAAGCUGGCCACAGCAGUCACUGAAGAGCUGCUUGAAAAGACCUUCUCUCAGUUUGGGAAGCUGGAACGAGUGAAGAAACUGAAAGAUUAUGCAUUUGUGCACUUUGAGGACAGAGAUGCUGCUGUAAAGGCAAUGGAGGAAAUGAAUGGGAAGGAGCUGGGAGGAGAGGAAAUUGAAAUAGUUCUGGCCAAGCCCCCAGACAAGAAGCGGAAAGAGCGCCAAGCAGCUCGACAGACCACUAGGGGUUCAGGGUAUGAAGACUACUACUACUACCCACCUCCUCGUAUGCCACCACCAGGCCGAGGCAGAGCUCGUGGUAGUCGAGGGGGCUAUGCCUACCCGCCAGAUUACUAUGGCUAUGACGAUUAUUAUGAGGACUACUAUGGCUAUGAUUAUCAUGACUACCGUGGUGGCUAUGAAGACCCUUACUAUGGCUAUGAAGAUGUAUACAGCAUGAGGGCCCGUGGUACUCGUCCAAGCAGGGGGGCUCCACCUCCACCUAGGGCUCGCGGAGCACCACCAGCAAGAGGCCGAGGGGGCUAUGCUCAAAGAGGGCCGCCCCUAGGUGCACCACGGGGUGCCAGAGGAGGAAGGGGCACCCCUUUCCAGCCACAGAGGGGCCGCGGUCCUCGUGGAGUCAGGGGAAAUCGUGGAGGAAACGUUGGUGGAAAGAGGAAGGCAGAUGUGUUUAACCAGCCUGACUCCAAGCGCCGCCAGACCAACAACCAACAGAACUGGGGAUCCCAGCCCAUCGCCCAGCAACCCCUGCAGCAAGGGGCCGACUAUUCCGGUAACUAUGGUUACAGUAAUGACACCAUGGAGUUUUCACAGGAUUCUUAUGGGCAACAGUGGAAGUAGAUGCACCAAAAGGUAUUUGGCAAAGUGACAACAAUAAAAGUGGAAAAGAACAUUAAAAAGAAAAUGAGAUUGGCCACAAUUUUUUGAUUAACUUUUUAUUCUUCAUCCCCCAUGAAAAGAAUCUGUAUAUAGCCCAGAAAAAAUGGACAGACCCCAGAAUUGGCUCAAGAUGGUGAUUGGCUGGAAAGCUUUUUGGCUGAAGAAGUGAGCGUAACCGUUGUGGUGAAUCAUUUGUUACUCCUACGGUUACAUUGGGACAUGUCUUAAAAUACACACACAAAACUUUUACUGUCUGUUUUUGAUUCUUUUAAAACCUACAAUGAACAUUCACCAAAAAAGUGGACAUUGAUUCUCAAAUGUCUGAGAGGACAUCAAAUCAUGACAUUGCCUUGCAGAAAGUUUUUGUCCAUGCCCUUUUCUUCCCCUUCUUGUACUCCCUUUAUUUGUCGUUUAUCAUAGUUGCUUAGGGACUUGCUGUAAAUAAAUGCCUAUGGUUAGAGCUUCAUACUUUUUUUUUUCCUUUUGCAAAUGGUGGGGGGGAAAAAAGAACAGAAAGGAUUGGGGGCGGGACGUUUUCUAAUGUUUAAAGUGUAUGCCUAGUAUUUCUAGAGGUAGACAAAUUGUGUUUUGUUUUUUAACCUGAUACCAUAACUUACUAUGUUUUCUUUGAAUUUGCCCAAUACAAUUUGGUUUGGCUUACCUUAAGAGCCAGUCUGUUCUCUGGUGUUCUUUGUAUUUAUAACUCUUACAUUUGUUCCAUUUCAAUAAACUCAGCUGAGCAUCAGUAAAUUGUCAGCUACUCAAAUUCA
Messenger RNA from Thalassophryne amazonica, 2878 nucleotides. RefSeq names its product heterogeneous nuclear ribonucleoprotein R-like. Bases 174 to 2069 code for a protein of 631 amino acids. Lineage: Eukaryota; Metazoa; Chordata; Actinopteri; Batrachoidiformes; Batrachoididae. The transcript has 11 exons. The record is from RefSeq and is a predicted model, not a curated record. Gene Ontology annotation, molecular function: mRNA binding. Gene Ontology annotation, cellular component: ribonucleoprotein complex; nucleus.